GUCACGAUCUUAGUUGAGAAUUUCCCACUUACUACAUUCAGUAAAUCGUUUUAUUUUUGACCAAAUAAAAAGAAGUACCGAAGGAUGUGGUUUGAAAUCUUACCUUCAGCAGCUAUUAUAACAGUUGCUCUUUCAAUUCCCACAUUUGCCUUGUAUGGUAUAAACAAAUUAGUUUUGGGAAAUGGUUACCGUAGAAAUAUGGACGAACGUUUUGCUCGAGUAAUGUAUCAAAGAGACGUUAGAUUGACUGUGAAUCCAUACAUCCAAAAUGGAUUGGAGGCUAUUCCAGAUAAAUAAAUUAAAAACAUUAUAAAUAUCUAGUAAAGUUUAUGAAGUUAAAUAAAUAUAAUAAUUAAUUUGUAAA
This is a messenger RNA of Condylostylus longicornis, 364 nucleotides long. RefSeq lists its product as uncharacterized. The coding region runs from base 85 to 297 and encodes 70 amino acids. Lineage: Eukaryota; Metazoa; Arthropoda; Insecta; Diptera; Dolichopodidae. The transcript is spliced from 3 exons. The record is from RefSeq and is a predicted model, not a curated record.